Cheilinus undulatus (humphead wrasse) is the source of this 933-nucleotide messenger RNA. Its product is annotated as olfactory receptor 6B2-like. The transcript has a single exon. Lineage: Eukaryota; Metazoa; Chordata; Actinopteri; Labriformes; Labridae. Gene Ontology annotation, cellular component: membrane. The record is from RefSeq and is a predicted model, not a curated record. The coding region runs from base 7 to 933 and encodes 308 amino acids. Gene Ontology annotation, biological process: G protein-coupled receptor signaling pathway. Gene Ontology annotation, molecular function: G protein-coupled receptor activity; olfactory receptor activity.
CCACCUAUGAUGGAUAAUUCUUCUUCAAUGUUCUUUCUUUCAGGCUUAAGUGAGACAAAGAACUACUGCUUUAUCAUUUUCUGUGUCACUUUUCUGUGCUACUGCAUGAUUCUAGUGAUCAAUUCUGUCCUUAUUGUGACCAUCAUUGUUUAUAAAGACCUUCAUGAACCAAUGUACAUUCUGCUGUGCACCUUCUGCAUUAACGGGCUUUAUGGGUCUUCUGGUUUCUACCCCAAGUUUCUGUGGGACCUGCUGUCUCCGGUCCACGUUAUCUCGUACUCUGGAUGUCUUCUCCAGGCUCUGGUGUUGGCCACGUACGUCUGCACUGAUCUGUCCAUUCUUGCAGUCAUGGCAUACGACAGAUACUUGGCUAUUUGUCGACCUCUGGAGUAUCACUCCCUCAUGUCAAAGCAGAGACUGAUGAAGCUGGUGUGUUUCUCUGUGGUAACGCCUUUUUCCAUCGUAUCAACAUACAUCUUUUUAACUUGUAGACUGAGACUAUGCAGCAACUAUAUAGCCAGACUAUUCUGUAUUAACUGGACUAUUGUUGCUCUUGCUUGUUUCCCAGCUGAAACCCUGCUGAACUACAUAGUAGCUUACAUUACAAUAGUCAUUUAUGUACUUCAUGGUGUUGAGAUAGUCUGGUCUUACAUAUAUCUCAUCAGAACUUGUGUCAAUUCUUUAGAAAACAGGGCAAAGUUCAUGCAGACAUGUGUGCCUCAUGUCGCCUCCCUGCUCACCUUUCUGGUGACUAUUCUUUUGGAUAUCAUGUACGUUCGAUUCGGGUCAAAAGAUUUAUCUCAGACAAUACAAAAUUUUAUAGCAAUAGAGUAUCUGGUCAUACCACCGCUUAUGAAUCCUUUAAUUUAUGGAUUUAAGCUGACAAAAAUUCAACACAGAAUUCUGGGAUUCUGCAAUAUCAAAAACAAAUAA